Molecule: messenger RNA, 2864 nt
Organism: Perognathus longimembris pacificus (Pacific pocket mouse)
Lineage: Eukaryota; Metazoa; Chordata; Mammalia; Rodentia; Heteromyidae
Gene: Repin1
Product: replication initiator 1
Exons: 3
Coding region: 198-2042 (614 amino acids)
Source: RefSeq, a predicted model, not a curated record
GGAACCGGCGGGAGGGGGGCGCGGGGGAGGCCGGGCCGGGCCUGGCGGUGGUGAACUCGAACCCGCGCCGUCGCCGCGGCCGGCGGGAGCGGCGCCUGCAGGCCGGCCCGGGGCUCCAUGGACGGGCGCCGCGCCUGGGCUCCGCCCGCGGCACAGGUAAGGCUGGCCUCUCCGCAGUCAGAGGUCUCAGCUCUGCCAUGGGGGUAGGGGUGUCCUUACUGCUGCAGUUUUCUCUGACAUCAGGGGCCUCUCGGAGCAGGCGCUGCAGCGGCCGAAGUACCCCCAGGAGGAGCCUGAAGAAGCCUCCCCCCCAGCUCUGCGGCCUCCGGGCCCAGGACGAGCCCAUGCCGGAGCGGCGCUGCCGGGGCCCCAUGUCCACGGGCCCGACCCAGCCCCGGCUCCCCCCGCCAGGGUCCGCCCAGGAGCCCCCCCCGGCCCCCCGGGAGCGGGAGCCGGAGCCCGGCCGGCUGAGGCCCCGGGGCGGCUCGGCGGCCCCGCGCGGGCCCCACCGCUGCGCCCCGUGUCGCCGGCGCUUCCCGGGCUGGGCGGCCCUGUGGCUCCACGCGCGCCGCUGCCGGGCCCGCCUGCCGCGGCCCUGCCCGGAGUGCGGCCGGCGCUUCCGCCACGCGCCCUUCCUGGCGCUGCACCGCCAGCUCCACGCGGCGGCCGCCGCCCCGGACCGGGGCUUCGCCUGCCACCGGUGCGGCCGGCGCUUCCGCGGCUGGGCGGCGCUGGCCCUGCACCUGCGCGCGCACCCGGACGCCCGGAGGCCCAUCGCCUGCCCCGCGUGUGAGAGACGCUUCCGGCGGCCCCGGCAGCUCCGCGCCCACCUGCGCCGGCGCCACCCCCCGGCCCCCGAGGCCCGGCCCUUCAUCUGCGGCAACUGCGGCCGCAGCUUCGCGCAGUGGGACCAGCUGGUGGCCCACAAGCGGGUGCACGUGGCCGAGGCCCUGGAGGAGGCGGCGGCCCGGGCCCUGGGGCCCCGGCCGCGGGGCCGCCCGGCGGUGACCGCCCCGGGGCCCGGCGGGGACGCGGUGGACCGGCCGUUCCAGUGCGCCUGCUGCGGGAAGCGCUUCCGCCACAAGCCCAACCUGAUCGCCCACCGCCGCGUGCACACCGGGGAGCGGCCGCACCAGUGCCCGGAGUGCGGCAAGUGCUUCACCAACAAGCCCUACCUGACCUCGCACCGGCGCAUCCACACCGGGGAGAAGCCCUACCCGUGCACCGAGUGCGGCCGCCGCUUCCGCCACAAGCCCAACCUGCUGUCGCACAGCAAGAUCCACCGGCGAUCCUCCGAGGGCUCCGCGGCGCCGGGCCCCCGGAGCCCCCGGCCGCCGCCGCCGCCGCCGCCGGCGAUGGCCGCCGCCCCGGGGCCCCGCGCCGAGCCGGCCCCCGCGAAGCCGGCGGUGGCGGCGGGCGGGCCCGUGCCCGCGGGCCCCGGCGCCGCGCCCCCGGCGCUGUUCGGCUGCGCCGAGUGCGGGCGCAGCUUCCGGUUGGAGCGCUUCCUGCGCGCGCACCAGCGGCAGCACUCGGCCGCGCGGCCCUUCGCCUGCGCCGAGUGCGGCAAGCUCUUCGGCAAGAAGACGCACCUGGCGGCGCACGCGCGCGUGCACUCGGGCGAGCGGCCCUUCGCCUGCGAGCAGUGCGGCCGCCGCUUCUCGCAGGGCAGCCACCUGGCGGCGCACCGGCGGGACCACGCGCCCGAGCGCCCCUUCGUGUGCCCGGACUGCGGCAAGGCCUUCCGCCACAAGCCCUACCUGGCGGCGCACCGGCGCAUCCACACCGGCGAGCGGCCCUACGCCUGCCCCGACUGCGGCAAGGCCUUCAGCCAGAAGUCCAACCUGGUGUCGCACCGCCGCAUCCACACCGGCGAGCGGCCCUACGCCUGCCCGGACUGCGACCGCAGCUUCAGCCAGAAGUCCAACCUCAUCACCCACCGCAAGAGCCACAUCCGCGACGGCGCCUUCUGCUGCGCCAUCUGCGGCCAGACCUUCGACGACGAGGAGCGGCUCCUGGCCCACCAGAAGAAGCACGACGCCUGAGCCGGGCCGGGCCGGGCCGGGCCGCGCCGGGGCGCGCAGGGGGCCCCCGCGCCCCGCGCCCCGCGCCCCGGAGAAGUAGCAAUAGCAGCUCUACGGACGGACGGACCCUUAGAGCCGGAAGGGAGCCUCUGCGUCCCCUGGUGUUAACGCCUUAAUGUCCCCGUCUUUACUCAGAGUUCCUUCAGGUCACUUUGGGAAGUAGGUGUGGUGUAGAGUCCUUAGGAGGUGAACAGUUCAGGGGUGUGUGUGGGGGGACCUGCUGACCGCACCCGGCGGUGGGGGGAGGACAGGGAGGGCGGGGAAGGGCGGGCAGGCAGAGCCCUUACCGGUCCCCUCCCUCGCUGCCUCCUUCCUGCGCCCAGCCCGCGAGCUCUCCCACCUCCCCCCGAAGCCCCAGGCCAUCCUCCCCGCGGUCCGGUCCGGCUUUAUCCAAGGCCUAACCCGGUGCCCAGCGCUUCCCUGGCUGCUUCAUCCAAAGCCCCAGCCGCCCCCCCCCCCCUCGGGGCGCCCUCGGGCAGGACCAGCGCUCUGGGGGCCUCAGGGUUAGAGGGCAGGCCUGGGCGAGCUUUCAUUCCGUGGCCAUCAGAUUUGAUGCCAGCUUCCAACAGAGCCCCCGGGAUGCCGGCGGGCCACCUCUGGAGGGAGCCCCCCGGUUCUAUCGUAGGAUGAGUCUAAUUGUUAGAAGUUCUCCCGUAGAAUGGUCAGAUUCUGCUUUCCUGUGAUUUCUACCCACUCACUGGGCCUUGCUUUGCCUCUGGAUCAAAACUGAACAACCACUCACCUUCCUUUUCAAACUAGAGAAUAAAGAUUUGGUUUUAGAAA